Messenger RNA from Sabethes cyaneus, 1866 nucleotides. RefSeq names its product glucose dehydrogenase [FAD, quinone]-like. Gene Ontology annotation, molecular function: flavin adenine dinucleotide binding; oxidoreductase activity, acting on CH-OH group of donors. The transcript is spliced from 2 exons. The record is from RefSeq and is a predicted model, not a curated record. NCBI's taxonomy places the organism in Eukaryota, Metazoa, Arthropoda, Insecta, Diptera, Culicidae. The coding region runs from base 1 to 1866 and encodes 621 amino acids.
AUGACCGUGGCCGGGUUACUUCCGAUAUUACUUGCUAUUGGCAACGAAGCUCCGCUCAGUGUGAUCGACAGUGCGUUCAACAACUUCAAUGCAGAGUACCUCUAUGGAUCAGCGACAGCUCAAAUUCCGGAUACCGUAUCAUUCAACGCUGAGUACGAUUUUAUAAUUGUGGGUGCAGGAAUCGCUGGUUGUGUAAUAGCAAACCGCUUGACGGAAAAUCCACAAUGGAAUGUGCUACUUUUAGAAGCUGGAAAAGAAGAGAAUAUUAUUUUCAGUGUUCCUUUAGCUCAAACCUUGACUCUUCAGCAAACAGCAUACGUAUGGAACUAUUAUCCUGAGCCAAUGACUAAAUCAUGUGCAGGACUAUUGAACGGUGUAUGUCGGUGGCCUAGAGGGGUUGGCCUCGGUGGUUGUAGUUUGAUAAAUGGAAUGAUCUACACUCGUGGACAUGAACAGGACUUCAAUAACUGGUCUCAAGCUGGAAACUACGGAUGGAGCUUUAGUGAUGUAUUGCCGUAUUUUCACAAAGCCGAAAACAGUUACGUUCAGCUGUCACAAAAUCCGUAUGAAACUAAAGUUCUAUCUGCCUUCGUGCAAACUUUGCCAGACUUUGGUUACCACGAAAUUGAUCCCAAUGACAGCAAACCUAUCGGAUUCUACAAACUACGAUCAACUACAGUGAAUGGACAACGGUACAGUGCUUCACGUUACUACCUACAUCCAGUGAGGAAUAGGCUCAAUUUACACAUUUCGGUAAAAUCAUUCGUUACAAAAAUACUAAUCAACCCGAAAACUAAAAUCGCGUAUGGUGUUGAAUUUGAAAAAAAUAACAGAUGCUACAGGAUCUUUGCGAGAAAAGAAGUUAUUCUUUCCGCGGGGUCUCUAUCAAGCCCUAAACUGUUAAUGCUGUCCGGCAUUGGACCAAAGGAACAUCUGGAAUCAUUAUCAAUUCCUGUUAUCAAAUCACUCGAUGUCGGCUACAAUUUGCACGAUCACAACCUUUAUCCUAAUCUGACAUUUUUUCCAAAUCAACCAAUUACUAUGGAUCUGGAGAAAAGUACUGCACAGCAUUUCGCGGAUUAUAUUGCAAACGGAACGGGUCCAUUCUCGAUUCCUGGAAGAUUUGAAGCAAUAUCGUUUCUGAAAACAAGCGAUUCCUUUAUUGCAAACGACUACCCUGAUGUUGAAUUGCUACUUGCUUCCGCAUCCAUAAACCGUGACGAUUCCAGUCGUGCCAUGGAAUUUCUAGGCCUAACAGAAGCGCUAUACAAUGCAAACUUCGCCAAGAGUCCAGACAAUGACAAUUUUUCUUUCUAUCUAAUACUGCUGCAUCCUAAAAGCCGAGGUCGUUUACUGCUAAAAAGUAGAAAUCCCUUCGAGCAACCCCAAAUAAACGCCAACUACUUCGACGUUCGAGAAGACUUGGAAACGUUUGUAAAAGGCCUAAAGUUAGCUUCUUUUCUGGGAGAAUCUCAAUAUUUUGCCGAAUAUGGCUCGAAGUUGAGCCGAGCACCGGUCGCUGGUUGUGAAAAUCAUCUCUACGGUAGUGACGGUUACUGGGAGUGUUGCAUUCGUCAGUUCGCCACAACAACCCACCAUCAGUCCGGAACGUGCAAAAUGGGACCGGCAAGCGAUCGAUCCGCAGUUGUCGAUCCUACACUGCAAGUGUAUGGCAUUCAGGGACUUCGAGUGGUCGAUGCUUCCAUAAUCCCUCAACCGAUGGCAGGACAUCCAAUGGGAGUUCUGUAUAUGAUUGGUGAGAAGGUUUCCGAUAUUAUUAAACAGAGUUGGCCCUCGGAGAGGAUUGACCGAAAGAGGGGAAGGCUGUGUAAAAUGCGUCGAUAUAAGUUUGGCUAUGAAUGUUGA